Molecule: messenger RNA, 1208 nt
Organism: Marmota flaviventris (yellow-bellied marmot)
Lineage: Eukaryota; Metazoa; Chordata; Mammalia; Rodentia; Sciuridae
Source: RefSeq, a predicted model, not a curated record
CGGAGGCCGUCAUGGCGCCGUCGCAGCAGUCUCGGGUCCUGCGAUGCUGCAGCUGCCGCCUCUUCCAGGCGCACCAGGUGAAAAAAAGUCUCAAAUGGACAUGCAAGGCUUGUGGAGAGAAGCAGUCCCUUUUGAAGGUUUAUGGUGAGGGUUCUGGUGCUGACUGUAGACGCCAUGUCCAAAAAUUAAAUCUGCUACAGGGACAGGUUUCAGAGCUGUCACUCAGGUCUGUGGAAGCAGCUGUAACUGCUGGCAAAGAAGAAAAUGCAGGUGGGCAGCAGGCUGAGGAUGGGAUCCCACAGGUAGGCCUGCAGGAAAAAUCCCAGCCCUUGGAGAACCGCUGGCUGAAGUAUCUAGACAAGGGCAGCCCAGAGCAGGAGCCAGAAGGAGUAUGUUUCCACACACAGCCCUCAUCCAACCCAGAGCAUCUAGGCCCUCCCUUCAAUCAAGCCCUGCCCAGAAAAAGGAAAUGGAGCCAGAGCACAGACCACCCUCCUCAGAGCUUUGUUGUCCAGGAUUCAGAUGAUGCUGAAGUCACCUUGGAAUCCCAGGAGGGAUAUACUGGCCUGACCAGGACCGGGGAGCGAGGCAGCAACCACUGCCUCCAGAACUCUGUGCACUGCAACACCAGGGAGCUUAGUUUUCCUCGGUGGAAACUACCAAGUCCUGCGCCACAGGUUCAGGCCCCAUCUUCUAAAUGGGCACGGUUUCUCCUUUCACCUGGGAACAGCUCACUUGUGGACACAGAAGUGCCAAGACCAUUGCACAGUGGCUCUGGGUCAGCCAGCCCAACACAGGCUGAACCAGGUACCCCUAGGACUGAGACUCCAAGGGAAGGCAAUCCCAGCAGGCUCACCACCACCAUCCAGUUUCCUCAGGCCACAUACACUCCCAUGUCCAGACCUAGGCCUUGCAGGAAUUCCCCUCAGCAGUCAUGGAGCACAGGGACUCCUCUGGUCCAGGGGGUAGAGAGGGCCCCACCUGUGCAACUAUGUAGUCUCUUUACAACAGGGGAAGACUUUGAUGAUGAUCUGUAAACUGAGAUGAUCAUAACUGUAGUAUUUAGAGUCAUGUGUUACAUGUGCCCAUUUCCUCUACUAUGCCACAGAAACAGAAUUCCUGAGGUGCUUUUAAAGGAGUGUAAUCUGAGAACAACCAAGAGUAGACAAUAAACAUUACUGUAAAACAGGUAUUUCUCUCAUCAGCAA